AUGGUCUCAGGAUUUCACCGUUCCUUGUCUCUGCCGGGCUCGAACCGCCUCGAUGAGCCCUGCCACCUCCGCUCCACCAGCCUCCCCUGCCGCUCCCACCCGGCCCUCUCCCACCUCAUCGACCAGAUCCGCUCCUGCCCGGAUCCCUGCACCCGCUGCUCCUCCCCCGCCGCGGGGCUCGGCCGGAUCGACCGCCUCCUCGCAGCCCUCGACGACCUCCUCCGAUUACCUCGGGCCCAGGACACGCUCCGAGGCGGACCCGCCUGGGCCGACCGCCUUCUCGACGGCUUCCUACGCCUCGUCGACGCCCACGGCUCCCUCCGCUCCGUCGUCACAGCCCUCGGGCAAGACCACGCGGAGGCCCGGGCCGCGAUCCGGCGGCGCGACCCCGUUCGGCUCGCCUCCGCCGCGCGGUCCCACCGCCGGGCGGAGAAGGAGCUCGCCAGGCUCGCCUCGACCGUCAAGGAUCUCGCCAGAUCUCGGUCCCUGACCCCGGGGCUGUGGGCGGAGGAGGCCGAGGCCGAGGUUGCCGGCAUCAUCGCGGAAGCGGUGGCGGCAACGGCGGCCACGUCGAUGGCGGUUUUCUUGGCGAUCGCGGCGGUGUCAUCGUCGGCCGCCUCCUCGUUGUCGAAGGGUUCUUGGACGGAUCGGGUGUUGAGGAGGGCAUGGAAGAAGCGAAGCGAGGAAGGGGCGAUGGAGGCGAUGGAGGAGAGCAUGGAGGGAUUGGAGGAGGGAAACGGGAGGGUGUUCAGGAGUCUGGUGAACACGCGAGUCGCGCUUCUUAAUAUACUAACGCCCUCUUUGUAG
This is a messenger RNA of Musa acuminata AAA Group (dessert banana), 807 nucleotides long. RefSeq lists its product as uncharacterized. The record is from RefSeq and is a predicted model, not a curated record. Gene Ontology annotation, biological process: root development; shoot system development. The coding region runs from base 1 to 807 and encodes 268 amino acids. The transcript has a single exon. Lineage: Eukaryota; Viridiplantae; Streptophyta; Magnoliopsida; Zingiberales; Musaceae.